AUGGGCGAGUUUGAGCUCGAAGAUCCAGAGAGCGUGGAGGGAACAAACUGGCUUAACAUAGCAUGGAAUCUCCCCAAGGGAAGAGAUCUGCGAGAAAAGAUCACAACGCUGCGACGAGAGAUUCAUGAAAGAGAAAAAUCUCUGCAAUCAUGCCGGGAGAUGCUAGACCAGGCGCGUGCAGACAUCAUCUUCAACAGGGAGGAGUACAAGGCUGCAACAAACAACAUCGCUCUGCUGCAAACUGAGACCAAGGGGAUGGAGAAGGUCUUGCGAGAGAGCGAGAGGCUCGUCGCUGAGAUCAGGCCCAUCAUACAGCAGCUCGGCAAAUCAGAUUUGGAUAAACUCCGUCGAAUGCCAGACCCAGCCCCGACGAUCAGGCGGACAGUGGAGCUGCUGCACCUGAUCGUGAACGCGGAGAGCGUGGACCACAGGCGGCAGAUCGACUGGGAGAGGCAGUGCAAGAAGACGCUGUCCAAGAGCGACCUCAUCUCCUUCAUCAUGGACUUCGACCCUGCUCCCUUGAUGGCGAAGCCUCAGCUCCUGGCCCACAUCGACCUGCACUACCUCGGGGGGAAGGCGUGCGAGGGGCUCCCUGAAGCUCCUGACGUCAGCCCGCAGCGAAACUCGGGGGGGCUGGAGAAACGAACUCCCCCUCCUCCUCUGAUCCGGCGGUCCUCCUCCACCCCAGUGCAGCCGCUGCGGAGGUUGGAGAAGAGGUCGUCGAUGAGCGUGCUGGAGGAGCCGAGCAAGUGCCUGACGGAGGAGAUGGUGUGUCACUCCAGUCAGACUCUCGUCUCCAUCUUCAGGUGGUGCGUGUGUCAGGUCAGGCUCAGCGUGAUCCGACGGUCCAUGGAUCCCGUGCUCAACGCGUCUCAGUGCUUGCAGAACAAGCUGCAGAACGAGAUGGAGAGGCAGAAGAGAGCGAGGGGGAAUGAACUUCUCGCCGUUGAGAACGAGAGGGUCUUUGAGCAAGGUUGCAAGCAGAAAGAAGCUGACCUUGCGGAGCUGAUGAAGAAGAUGGAGGAGCUCACAAAACAGGUGCACCAGCUAGUCAAGAAGGCUGCGGACUUUAAGGAAGAUGAAGAUCGCGAACGAGCGCGUCAAGCAUGAUACAAGUUUCCUUUAUGUUCCCAUCAUGUUUUCUUGAGCAUGUGAAGUCAAGAAUGUUGUCCCAGAAUGUUAGUAAGAAAGGUCUUCUGAGCAUCUUGCCUGCCUUUCAAAGAUUCCCACUGUUGUGACAUAAAGAUUAACGAGG
Guillardia theta CCMP2712 is the source of this 1255-nucleotide messenger RNA. RefSeq lists its product as hypothetical. The record is from RefSeq and is a predicted model, not a curated record. NCBI's taxonomy places the organism in Eukaryota, Cryptophyceae, Pyrenomonadales, Geminigeraceae. The transcript has 3 exons. Bases 1 to 1110 code for a protein of 369 amino acids.